Cannabis sativa is the source of this 2156-nucleotide messenger RNA. RefSeq lists its product as uncharacterized. The transcript is spliced from 9 exons. The record is from RefSeq and is a predicted model, not a curated record. Gene Ontology annotation, molecular function: catalytic activity. Bases 187 to 1707 code for a protein of 506 amino acids. NCBI's taxonomy places the organism in Eukaryota, Viridiplantae, Streptophyta, Magnoliopsida, Rosales, Cannabaceae.
UAUUCUCUUAGAUUUUUCUAUUUUACUUUUGAGGUUCUAAUGAGCUUUUUUUUGUGUUAAAAAAAAUUAUUUAUUAUUAUUAUUAUUUUCUGAAAAAGAAAACACGAGUAAAUUAAAUUUAGUCACACAAAAACAUGAGUAAAAUUAUAGAUUUGAGACUGGAGGAAUUUCGAGAGAAUAAAGAGAAUGAAUAUUCUUCAGCCAUCUUCUUCUUCAAUGCAAUCUUUUUGCCAUGGCUGCACCAUCGGAGUUUGGCAACGAUCUCGAUUACGACCACCGUUCCAUAGACCAUCUUCAUCCCUUUCCAAUCUCGCGUUUGACUCUUCGAUCAUUCGCCAAAAGUCUACCUCCGUCGCCGUUAAAAGAGUUUCUCCGGUCCUCCAUACCGUUGCUGCUUACUCAGGUGACAAAGAUUACAUCGCUGACCCUCCGGCCAAGGCGCUUCGUCGAAUUCUUGAAUCGCCGGGGAUUUACCAAGGCCCCGCUUGUUUCGAUGCUCUUAGUGCUAAGUUGGUGGAGAGAGCUGGGUUUGAGUUCUGCUUUACCAGUGGGUUUUCGAUAUCAGCUGCUAGACUGGGGUUGCCCGAUACGGGUUUUAUAUCUUUUGGAGAAAUGAUAGAACAGGGGAGACUUAUCACGGAAGCUGUGUCGAUUCCUGUGAUUGGGGAUGGUGAUAAUGGGUACGGAAACGCCAUGAAUGUUAAGAGGACUGUCAAGUCUUAUAUAAGAGCUGGUUUUGCUGGAAUUAUACUUGAAGAUCAGGUAUCUCCUAAAGCUUGUGGUCACACACAAGGCAGAAAAGUAGUAUCAAGAGAGGAGGCAGUGAUGCGGAUAAAAGCUGCUGUUGAUGCUAGGAAGGAGAGUGGAUCUGACAUUGUUAUUGUGGCUCGGACUGAUUCCCGGCAAGCAGUGUCUUUUGAUGAGUCACUCUGGAGGUCAAGGGCGUUUGCUGAUGCUGGAGCAGAUGUUCUUUUUAUCGAUGCACUAACUUCUAAAGAAGAAAUGAAAGCUUUCUGUGAAACUGCUCCCUUGGUUCCAAAAAUGGCUAAUAUGCUUGAAGGAGGGGGCAAAACACCGAUACUUAAUCUUCUUGAACUCGGAGAUAUUGGAUAUAGAAUUGUGGCCUAUCCACUUUCCUUACUUGGGGUAUCCAUGCAAGCAAUGCAGGAUGCACUUACUGCUAUUAGAGGUGGUCGUAUUCCUUCUCCUGGAAGUAUGCCAUCAUUUGAAGAGAUGAAGGAAAUCUUAGGUUUCAACAUCUAUUACGAAGAAGAAAAGCGGUAUGCUACCAGGCCUAGGCCCAGCACGAGCCAGCUAUAUUCACGGAGAGCUAGCAGUAGUGUAAAUGACAUUCAACAGAGGGCUCAAGAUAAUGCAGAGCAAAGAGAUCGAAGUCGGGAAGAUCCUGCAGUUGAAGUAAUAACUCCUGAAGUGUACAAUAGCUAUCGUACCGAUGGUUCAAGAGAUCCUUUUUCUGGGAUCUGGUCUCGGUCAUUGAGAAUAAAGUUAACAGGAAAAGAUGGAUUUGAGAAACUUGAUGUUAGGAUUCCUGCUGGAUUCUUGGAAGGAGUCACCAGUAUAGUCCCAGCUUUGGGGGGAGUAAACCUCAAAGAGCUGUUAGAUGAUGCAGCUUAUGAACCAGGAGGGAAACUCUUGAUAGAUUUUAAUGACACAAUUGGCGAUCGUAUUCAAGUGUUUCUGGAGUAACAGCCUUGCAAACAUACUAAAAGAUGUUUGGACAUGUGGAAAUUGAAGAACUGUAACAUACUGGAGCUUGUUAUGAAUCAUACUGCAAGGCUUGGCAAACUAAACUAUGUGUGUUUAUAAUAGGGCUCGAUCUAAAUCCAUGCACAUUCCUCCUAUAUAAUUGGUACAAUGGUGAGUUUGAUAUAUAAUCAAUUGGAUAUCUGACCCUCAUUGACAUGUAUAUGAUAAAUGCUUACAAAACUAUAGGUAGGAAUACUUGUCUCGACUCUAGAAUACUGUAUUUAAUUAUCUAUUGUUUUUCUACAAAAAAAGAACAAGAAUACUAGAAAAAGGUUGUAGCUUGGGACAUCUCCUUUACAAACACCUUUUCUUCUACUUUUUCUUGAAAAUAUUAUAGGUUGUACUAAAAAUAGAGAUUUGAAUACGACUCUAUAAGGUUGGAAGGGUCA